AGUGAAUCAGCUGAUCGCUUUACUCACGUGGAGAAUCAGCUGUGCGCAACCAUGGAAGAGCUGGUGCAAGAGAAUCUCGAGAUACCGCCUAUCAAAUAUGAGUACCUUGAUCAUACCGCGGACGUGCAAUUACAUGCAUGGGGCGAGACAUUGCAGGAAGCUUUCGAGCAGUGCGCGAUGGCCAUGUUCGGUUACAUGACGGAUCUGGAACGCGUACAGGUCACGCAAGUGCAGCACGUGGAGGCCGAGGGCGAGGAUCUUCUGAGUCUACUGUUCCACUUCCUCGACGAGCUGCUCUUCAUGUUUAGCGCCGAGCCAUACCUCAUUCCCAAGAAGGUCAAGAUUACCGAAUUCGACAUAGAAAGUUUCAAAAUCAAGGCGACUGCGUAUGGUGAAGAGUUCACGAUCGGUAAGCAUACGCAGGGCGCCGAGGUGAAGGCCAUCACGUACUCGGCAAUGCAGAUCUACGAUCGUCCGCAAAUGGAUCGGCCCGAGGUCUUCGUAAUAGUCGACAUAUAAUUAUAACCGCCUGCAGCAAGCACACCCGUCACAUUGGACGCAUUUCUCAACGUUCGCUACAGCGGCUCUGGACAACGCUUUAAAAACAGUGGAAAAAGUGGGAAUGAAGGCUGGCUUGAGGGUUGGAGAAAAUAAGUAGAGGGAGGUAGCCGAAGGACGGGAAGAAGGGUGACUUGUGCGCCUCCCCUACGGCCUACAUAGAGGAUACGAUUCUUUUAUACUUGCUUUGUAGGGUUCAAAUAAAUACGUUAUGAAGAAAGCACCGGGCCCCCUUCUUCUUGGCUUGACGCAGGCAUGUAUCAAGGUCACCUGGCCUCUUGGGAAAACGCGUUGAAAAGUUGGAGUUUGCAGAAGUGUCCAUUUUGUGAAAACGCGAUCUAUUUCAUUGCAUACAUUUUAUCGUUAUGGACCACAGUUUAUUUAUUAUUUAUAAGCAUUUCUUAUGAUUAACAUGCUAUGUUAUAAGUUUGUAAAGUAUGAUCAAUAUUCAAUUGAAUAUGUACUUUUGAUAAAUACUUUUAUAAGCAAGUUUUGUAGUGCAAUUUAUGAUUGCAUUGAUAGAACUAGUAUUUUAAUGUUUAAUCUUAUUAAUGUUUGUGUUUCUCUAACUAUGCUCUAUGUAUGCGUACAAUUAUGUAUUUUAAAGAUUGAAUAGGAUAGUUAAUUGUAUGUUUUUCUACAUUAGACUAUUUUACAUACAUAUAUGCAGAUGAUGUAAUUGAUAAAAAUAAUCCAAAGAAAAAUCCAAUUCUUUCUGCGACAUUCCCAUCUCUUGAGAAAAUUAUUUUAUUAAGAUAAAUGUAUUAUUUAUUUCCAUUAUUAUUUUCAGAAAAAGCUGUAUUAUAAAAGAAAUAUUAUGAUCUUGUAAGAUAGUGCACAUAUUCUUGUGUGUAUACUUGACACACAUUAUCGCAUUUUUUGUCAAAUAUGACAGACCGGAUACAAACUGUCGGUGAUUUAACUAAAAUAAAAGUCUGCGAGCUUU
This is a messenger RNA of Linepithema humile (Argentine ant), 1504 nucleotides long. RefSeq names its product protein archease (gene Archease). Gene Ontology annotation, biological process: tRNA splicing, via endonucleolytic cleavage and ligation. NCBI's taxonomy places the organism in Eukaryota, Metazoa, Arthropoda, Insecta, Hymenoptera, Formicidae. Gene Ontology annotation, cellular component: tRNA-splicing ligase complex. The record is from RefSeq and is a predicted model, not a curated record.